GUGUGUGUGUGUGUCAGCAGCGCUGGAGGUCUAAGAUCCCCCCCAGCAUGCUCUGGGUGUCGUUCCUGUGUGGUGGCGUGGUCACCAGGGCGGCGCUGCGUCUGCUGCUGGUGAUUCUGUGUCUGCUCAUCACGCUGCUCAUGGGAGUGCUCAACAUAGUUUUUAUACCAGGCGAUGACUGCUUAAAUGUUUCCCACAAUGCAACAGAAUUGAACAACCUGAAUCUCUACACUGUCCCGUAUUAUCUGUACUGCUGUCUGUUGGCGAUGCUGGGUGUGAUGGUGUUCGUGCGUGUGUGUGUGUCUGUGAAAGUCUUCCUCCUGACGCUAGCGCUAGUGGUUUAUCUAGCGCUCUUCUUGCACGUGUAUGCGCCGCGCUCCGACUGCUACGUCAAACAGCUCUACAACGACAGCCCACCGGGAGUUCUUAAGGAGCCCAAGAUCAUGUCCGGCAUUUGGCUGGUCAUUUUCUACUUGACUUCCCUUGUUCUUGUGCGACAGGACGAGCUGGGCUCUCGCACAGAGUUCCUGCUGGAGAAGUGUUUUAUUAAGGAGACGGAGGAGAUGGAGACGACCAAGAACGUGAACAGACUCCUCUUGCAGAAUCUGCUGCCGGGACACGUCACCGAGUUCUUCAUCGGCAAGGACGUCCCAAACCAGGACUUGUACAGCAAGUCGUGCGAGUGUGUGUGCGUCAUGUUCGCGUCCGUGCCGCAGUUCUACAAAGAGUUUUACAACGAGAGCAGCGUCAACAACAACGGGCUGGAGUGUCUUCGCUUCCUCAACGAGAUCAUCUCUGACUUUGACGAGCUCCUUAACAAGCCAAAAUUCAGCGCGGUAGAAAAGAUCAAGACCAUCGGGAGCACUUACAUGGCGGCGGCCGGCCUGACCAAUCCUGCCAAAAACGAGGAGCAACUAGCCUGCGACGUGUCGUACAAUCACAUCCGCAGCAUGUUGGACUUCGCCAUCGCUCUGAUGGGGAAACUGGAAAACAUCAACAGACACUCCUUCAACAGCUUCAAACUGAGGAUCGGGAUAAACCACGGGCCUGUGAUCGCGGGCGUUAUCGGCGCUCAUAAACCUCAGUAUGACAUCUGGGGAAACACGGUCAACGUGGCCAGCCGAAUGGACAGCACUGGAGUCCUGGAUAAAAUACAGGUGACGGAGGAAACCGCUCAUGUGGCGCAAAAUUUGGGCUUUGAUGUCACUCUGAGAGGAGUGGUCAACGUCAAGGGCAAAGGUCAACUGACCACAUACUUCAUCGUCACGGAGCAAACGCUGAAGUCCUGACAACACGGACCACGUUCUCAGUGAAGGCUUGAAACAUCAAUCUCACACGUCAUAGCUAAGCGAGUGUUCCACUAAGGUCCUUUACGGCAGGUGUUUUCACAUCGGAGUGCGCAAAGGAGUGCCAGUGGGCCCUUAGAAAAGUUUACAGGAAAACAAUGUCAAUUUUUUUUUUUUUU
Molecule: messenger RNA, 1465 nt
Organism: Pimephales promelas (fathead minnow)
Lineage: Eukaryota; Metazoa; Chordata; Actinopteri; Cypriniformes; Leuciscidae
Source: RefSeq, a predicted model, not a curated record